Molecule: messenger RNA, 977 nt
Organism: Camelina sativa (false flax)
Lineage: Eukaryota; Viridiplantae; Streptophyta; Magnoliopsida; Brassicales; Brassicaceae
Biological process (GO): negative regulation of abscisic acid-activated signaling pathway
Source: RefSeq, a predicted model, not a curated record
AAUUAAUGGGAAAGAAGAAAAGUGAUAAGAGGCAGAAAUCUUGAAGGAGAUAUAUAAAGAAUCAAAGGCAUAAGGCAAAAAAUAGUGUCAAUAAGCCGUUUCCUUGAAUGUUACUUUCUAAAAUUGGGAUUCUCUACCAUAAGUAUGAAGAUUUUUUUGACAUUAAUGAUUAGCCCUAUUGAACAAUUAAAUACAAGCACCCCAUCGAUCUUGUUCAUCAUCAUAUUAUUCUUCUUACACAAACAAACAAACAAACACACAAAUCUCUUUUGUUCCUUUGACCAAUGGAACUCAACCUCUCUACGCCCACAUCAUGUUCCUCCAGCAGCAUCUCGUCAUCUUCGCAUGAGAUCAUCCCCAGGAGCAAGGGGAAAAUGAAAGAGAAGAUUGCGGCUGAGCCAGCGGUGGAGACUCCGCGUCUAGAGUUCCGCUUCCUGUUCGACGAGAAUAUAAGAAACUCUGGCUUUGGAGGAGUUUUAGAUGAUGAGGCACAAGGGGCGAGGAACGAUGCUAAAGCGAGGGUGUUUGCUUGCACCUUCUGCAAAAAAGAGUUCUCUACGUCGCAAGCCUUGGGAGGACAUCAAAACGCUCACAAGCAAGAGCGAUCGUUGGCUAAAAGGCGUAAGGAGAUGGAAAUAAACUAUCCUGGACUCUCCUUCUACAGCCAGUACCCGCCGUCAAGUGGUAUUUCCUACAACGGCAGCAGCUCCUCGCAAUACGAUCUUCGGGUUCGUUACAAUCCUAACAUUGCUAAAACUAAGCAGCCCUUUCCUUUCAACGUCUUCAGAUGUCGACUUGGAUACAGAGGGCUUAAUAUCCCUCUGCUCUCUCACCUCCCGGUUCCACAGACUGACGAUUUGUCCAAAAACUUGAUUGCAAACCUAGAGGGCAACGUUCACGUGCAAGGCGAGGAAAAAGAUCAACCGGACACUGAUACUUCCAACGAUUCUGAUUUAGACUUGUCUCUCAAGCUAUAG